Molecule: messenger RNA, 1206 nt
Organism: Brugia malayi
Lineage: Eukaryota; Metazoa; Nematoda; Chromadorea; Rhabditida; Onchocercidae
Gene: Bma-got-1.2
Exons: 9
Coding region: 1-1206 (401 amino acids)
Biological process (GO): L-aspartate biosynthetic process
Cellular component (GO): cytosol
Molecular function (GO): pyridoxal phosphate binding; L-aspartate:2-oxoglutarate transaminase activity
Source: RefSeq, a predicted model, not a curated record
AUGGCGUCUUUCUUCGGGAACAUCGAGAUUGCAUCUCCUAUUGAAGUUUUUUAUAUGAACAAAAUGUAUCAUGAGGAACCAGCGGAGUAUAAAGUUAACUUAACCGUUGGAGCAUAUCGUACGGAAGAAGGUCAACCGUGGGUAUUACCGGUGGUACGUGAAGCAGAGAAACGACUUGCAGAUGAUAUUAGCCAUGAAUAUUUACCAGUGCUUGGCUAUGAACCAUUCUGUAGUGCAGCAGUGGAACUAGUUCUUGGGAAGAAUUCAUCGACUAUCAGAGCCAUAGGUGUGCAGUGUCUUUCCGGAACGGGUUCACUAAAAGCUGGAGCCGAUUUUCUCAGUUUUGUCAUGAAAAUGGAAACGGUUUAUGUUUCCAAACCUACUUGGGGCAAUCAUAAAUUGAUAUUUGCAAGAGCUGGUUUUACUGAUAUACGUGAAUAUUAUUACUGGGAUUCAACAAAUCGUUGUAUUAAUAUGAAAAAUAUGUUGGCCGAUCUUGAGACUGCACCUGAGAAUGCUGUAGUGGUUUUGCAUGGUUGCGCUCAUAAUCCAACGGGUAUGGAUCCGACUCGUGACCAGUGGAAACAGAUUGCAGAAGUUUUUAAGAGGAGGCAUCUAUUUCCUUUCUUCGAUCUUGCUUAUCAAGGUUUUGCAAGUGGUGAUCUGGACGCGGAUGCCUGGGCUGUACGAUAUUUUGUUGAGCAAGGAUUGGAGAUGUUUUGUGCGCAGUCAUUUGCUAAGAAUUUUGGCCUUUAUAAUGAACGAGUUGGUAAUCUGACAGUUGUAGCAUCGGAUCCAUUGGUACUAGCAAGUAUUAAAUCACAGAUGUCAUUGGUUAUUCGAUCUAAUUGGUCUAAUCCUCCCAGUCAUGGGGCAAGAAUUGUGCACAUGAUAUUAACUUCGCCAAGUAUGUGCGCUCAGUGGCAUGAUGCUAUAAAGACGAUGUCUUCGCGCAUAAAGGAUAUGCGAUAUGCAUUGCGAAACAAUCUGGAAAAACUUGGUACUCCUGGAACAUGGGAGCAUAUUACACAGCAAAUUGGAAUGUUUUCAUUUAUUGGUCUUAAUACGGAACAAGUUGAUCACCUUAUCAAGAAGUAUAAAGUGUUUCUGCUGAAGAAUGGACGAAUAAAUGUUUGUGGAUUAAAUCCAGAAAAUGUUGAAUACGUUGCGAAAGCAAUCAAUGAAACUAUCAAUAACAUAAAAUAA